AAAUUAAUAAGCAUAAAUAAAUAAAUAAAUAUACUCCCCAACUACAGUCUUAAGUACUACCACGUCAGGGAGAACUAGCCUCCCGUUUGCUACAGUGGACAGCACCAUCCUACGACGAUAUCACAACCGGGGCCCAGUCGGGCGCCACAGCCCCCUGAGGACUUGGAUGAUUUAAGCGAACGCGGCCCCUGAGGUAGCAGAAAAGCCGCCAUCUUGACCGGAAACGCGUCACGGAAGACGGUGAUGGCCCAUUUCCUCUUCCCUGGCUGGCUCGCUUGCUCUCUCUCUCCCGCGCGCCUCUAUGGUCGCCGAGCGACAUCCGGGUCCCUGUUGUAGCGGAGUGCAGCAAAGGCCGCGAGCGAAGUGAGGACGUGGCAAGCUGUGAGGGAGAUCGGAGCGGACGUGGAGGGGCCUUUCCGGUGAGCGGCGGCGGCGGGCACAGGAAGCGGAAGCCGGCGCCAGCGGCGGCCCGACGACCAGCAGGAGCGGGGACAGCCGGUUGAGGUAAGCGAGAGGCCGGGCCGAUCUCUUUUGAGGCGCGAGGUUGUGAGGGACCGGGGUCGGGAGGGGGGAGGCGGCUCCGCGACGAGGCCGGGGCUGAGGGAUAAAGCGCCGCCCGACUCCGGAGCGCGCCUGGCCUGAUCCUGGCAGGCUUACGCCUCCGGCCUCCCGGGGAGGCCCUGUGCUGAGCCGUCCGGAUGGAUUCCCGGCUUAGCUUCUCCCUUAGCGAGUUCUCAUUACCAGGCCUUGGGCUGAUUAAAUGCCAUUUUAAACGUGUUUGUGAGAGGAUUUUGUCUGUUCUUUUUAUUAUGUAUUUUGUGUGAUCUCAUUUUUUGCACUUUUAUGUAUUGAACCGCUCGGUGCUCUUCGCUUGAAGGGCGAUAUACGCAUUUAACGAAUGAAAUUAAAAUAAAUGAAUCUUUCCAACCCAACCCUCCCCACCCCCACACAGGCAGGAAAUAAGCGGCGCUUUUCCUUCCUCCCCGCUUUGCUUCACACAGGCACCACGCAAAGUGUGCUCCGCUUGACGUGUGCUGCAUUCACAAGUGCAGGUUGAUAGGUGCGGGUGAGUGCGUCCCUGAGGCUUGUCGGUAACAGGUUUAAUACAGGAGUUGGGGGAAAUUAUUCGGACAACUUCCAAAUAGAGAGCGGGGAGGAAAUGUUUUCCCUGGCCUGCUGGUGUAUGUGGGAGAUUUAGCUCAUAGGGAGUAACCCCACACUCUGAUCUGCAGCCAAAAAGGGAAACAACCCGAGAAAAGCCUUACCAGUCGAUCCUGCCGAACGUGUGAACAGGGCUUGACAAGGUGAAACUGAGAUGAAGCAAUAUUGUGUUUAUGUAGGAGUUAGGCUGCAUUUCAACAAAAGCGUUCCCGGGAGCCUUUUUUUUUCCUCCAGAAGUAGUAGCAGUGUUUACUAUUAAAGACUUCUUUUGAAACACUUGGCAUUAGAAGCAGAGUUGGAAGGUACCCUUAGGAUCAUAUAGCCCAACACCCUGCAAUGCAGGAAAAUGCAGCUGUCUCUUAUGGGGAUUAAACCUGCAACUAAUGGAAUAACUUUGUUUUGAAAUUUAGGUUCACCUUGAAGAUUUCAAAGCACACCAUGGUGCUUUCCUUUUCCCAAGCAGUGCACAUUAACUUGCAUUUGUGCUAAAUUGUACUUUGGACUGCAGCAUUAGUUACGCAUAGAACUCAGAAGAGUAGCUUCUUCAUUUGCGGAUUAUAUGUGGGGGCAGGCUUUAAAUUCCCUAAUUUUGUCCUAUCCCACUACCUCAUGCAACAGGACAUUUACAUAUUGUUCAUUUUCUAAGUUUUGUUAGGAAAGGGUUUCACUCUUGCCAGAAGAAUGGAUCAGUUUUAUGGACAAGUGGUCCACUUAUUAGUCUGUGCAAGGCUAGAUGUGUAUAUAACAGGGUGAUUAUGCUAAUACAGAGACAUUUAGAAUUUUGGGAGUGUGUUGUGGGCACCAACCCUUCUUGUUACAGUGGUACCUCGGGUUACAUACGCUUCAGGUUACAUACGCUUCAGGGUACAGACUCCAGUAACCCAGAAAUAUUACCUUGGGUUAAGAACUUUGCUUCAGGUUGAGAACAUACAUCGUUCUCCAGCGGCGCAGCAACAGCAGGAGGCCCCAUUAGCUACAGUGGUGCUUCAGGUUAAGAACGGUUUCGGGUUAAGAAUGGACCUCCGGAACGAAUUAAGUACUUAACCUGAGGUACCACUGUACUUCUCUUCCCCGAUAGAGAAAGCGCACAUGCAGAAAGGGAGUCAUUGUACUUCCAAGGGAUCUGGGUAAAGGUUGAAUAUCUAGCAGGAUUAAAAUGUUUCCUGUUCAGUCUACACAAUUUUACAUAGUAUCCCUAAAUAGCCACUGCCAAAUUAAAGCUUACCUUGGUGGUAGACUGUGCAGUAAAAAUCACAGAGCACAUCUAUGGAUACAGAGUUGACCUGUGAUUGGAGGGGAUCCCUUGUAAAAAUUAUGAUGAUGCAUAAGUUUCUAUACCUUGAGUCUAUAUUUUUUCACAAGGGCAGUGCUAGAAAGCAUCAAUUCUGUGAUUUUUGGUUUUGCAGUUCAUUCAGUAGAUAGGUGUGACAUUUAUUUGAUUGCCAAUGGGGAAGGAGCCUGUGAGAAAAUAGAGUUUAAAGAGGAUCUGUUGUAUUGGAUAUGGUGUGCAUAUUUGAGUGUGCAUUCCUGACUUCUGUCCCACCAGCUGCUCCAUUAUUCUCUCCUACUUCUUUUCCGUUUACCUCCUACUCUGUCGCUUCUGUGCCAAUACGGCAAUAAGAGCCUUGAAAAGCACAUAGAACUGAAAGAAGUUAUGUCCUUUUCAAGGGAUGAGGAAAGGAGCAGUGAGUGAGGGUGUUGCAAGCACCCCAGCUGUGGUACUAAUGUAACAGUAUGAUAUGCAAUGUUGGACUAGUGUAGCAAUUCUAGGUGAUGUUGUUGCAUCCUUUUAAAGCACAGGUGGGCUGAAGGCAGAUUGAGAUCUGCUGAUAGAUUUGCACACGUGCCAUCCUACUGCACUGUGGUGAUCACAAAACAAGAGCAUUAAUUCAGAGUGAGGUGUGCCAAAGUCCAAAGCUCAAAGGUCUUAAAGGCGUUUGAGUGUAUACCUCACAAUACUGAGCUGCAUACCAGCUGUACAACAUACUAGCAUGCUUAGACACUGUCGUAGAACCCAUUGUGCUGGCACUUAGAUAUUUGCAGAUGGCAAAAAUAAAAAAGAUGGAGAAAGGGAAAUGAGCAGGAAGCUUGCAGAACAAAAAAAGGGACAUAGCAAAUGCCAUUCCCCUGCGGUAGCUUCACUUGCUAACCAGGAUGCAAAAAUUAAAACAUGCAUUAUGGAAUAAGCACUGUCCUCUCAGUAUGAUUCCUUGUAACAUUUCUAAAAAAUGAAUUCAGUUUUAUGCUUGUGCAUUUUUGGUCAAUACUGUCAUUAUACCAAGCCAUAGUCUUUACACUAUAGUUUAGGACCAAACCAUGGUUUGAAUUUCUAAACACAUGCUAGGGAAACUGUAGCUUAGAGCCACUUGUUGAGAAGGUAGAAAGCAAAACUAGACAAUCAGCUUCAUAGUGAUGGCCAUAACAUUAGAUUCGAAAAUCAUGGUUUGUACUGUUUCUUGCUUGAUAGGUGAAGCAUGAAUUUAGUUUGGCCAUCAUAGCAAACUGUAGUCUUGGAAGUGUUCUACGUCUAUUUGUUAAUACUACAAUAGCACAAUGACAUAUUUUAUGCUGUUGCAAAUAGGGCUGUGUUUUGCUGUUAAUGGUUGUAGCCUUGCUUUAAACUAAAAUUUCAGUGUAUUAUGAAGGCAAUGUAUUUUAUUUCUUCUGGAUUAUGUGUGUGCUGAUUCAGAAGAUCACACCUGCAAAACAUCCCUUGCACUGAUACAAUCUGACAUACUGCUGGAAAUGCUUGAUUAUCCUUCUAUAAAUGAACCUUUUUGCUAUAGUAGAUAGUGUUCUGAAGAAUAUCAGCUACUGAAUACAGAUUAUUGCAGGAGACUGACAUAAGGAUUGAUCUGUUCUUUAAACCUUAUGUUCAGAACCAUGUCCCCAAAUAGUACCUGGUAGUAAAGGAAAUUCCAUUCAGGUCCAGCAUAUUCAGUAGUCAGGGACCGUGGGAACUGUAGGACCACAAGUUAGUCAACCAAGAUGUAAGGAUAUGCUGGCUGGGCCUCAUGAGGGUUGUAUGAAUGCCUUAUUUGGUCAUAGCUUUUAGACCUUAAUUCUUGUUGAAUCUGUGUUAUUUUAAUUUUUUCAUGUAUGAGAUGUUUUUUUUAUUUUUAAAAUAAGUGCUUCAUAAUAGCAACAUUAUUUCUCAUUGAUGGCCCAGUUUCUUCUGGGGGUAAUUGGCAGGGACCAUAAACUGGUGAUGAAUGGGGCCAGAGAUAAAAGUGUUCUGGAUUAGCUAAUCCAGAAUUUAAGAUUAGAAUUCCCAAUUCUAAGCAGGUCUGAGAAGUAAGCCCCAGUGCUAUACUCAAAUAAGUAUGUAAGGAAUUUUUUUUUGUACAGUGAACCAAUAAAGUUCAUUGUCUAGAAAGCAACUGAAAGUAUUUUCUGAAUUAGUCAUUCCUAUUAGUCCUGUAAGGGACGCGGGUGGCGCUGUGGGUUAAACCACAGAGCCUGGGGCUUGCCAAUCAGAAAGUCGGUGGUUCAGAUCCCUGUGACGGGGUGAAAUCCCGUUGCACAGUCCCUGCUCCUGCUAACCUAGAAGUUCGAAAGCACGAAGUGCAAGUAGAUAAAUAGGUACCGCUCCGGCGGGAAGGUAAACGGCGUUUCCAUGUGCUGCUCUGGUUUGCCAGAAGCGGCUUAGUCAUGCUGGCCACAUAACCCGGAAGCUGUACGCCAGCUUCCUUGGCCAAUAAAGCGAGAUGAGUGCCGCAACCCCAGAGUCGUCCACGACUGCACCUAAUGGUCAGCGGUCCCUUUACCUUUUAUUAGUCCUGUAUGCUCUAUCCUGUUUUAUAUUACAAACGUAUAUAAGUGGCAGAAGCCUACUAUUUUCUACCCAGAUGGGGGGGGGGACUUAUCCCCAAGCCAUACAAACCAAGGAAGAAAUGAAAAACAAAUCAAUUUUUUUUUAUUAAAUAAAAUAUUUUUUGUCUGAUUGCUCUGAAACUACACAGAAAGAGUUAAAAAAAAACUCCUGCCUCUAAAGGUCAGGAAAAGCAAGGAGCAAACCAACUGGAAGGAAGAAAUUUUGAUGGGAUGAAAAGGUUGGGCAGCUUUAAGAGAUAUUGGGGAAAUACACCUAAAACAAGCUUGGAGCUCACAAGUUACUCAGCUGUAGUGUAAUGUGUGUGUAAAAUUAGUUUAGAAAACAGCACACAUUGGCUAGCACUGCAAGGUCUGGUUCUUCAUUUCAGCUCUUUUGCACAAAAUCUUGUUUUGAAUGAUGGCUCCUAAUGUUUCUCUUUCCUUUCUCACAGGUGAAGGCUAGUUUGGGGAUGUGAGCACAAUGAGCGUAAACCAGCCAACUCACACAGGGCCACCUUAUGGGCAGCCACAGCCUGGAUAUGGAGGAUACCUGCCGCCUGGUUACGGAGGGCAGCCAAUCCCGACCGUUCCCACCUCACAGUAUGGUGCUUACAAUGGUCCAAUGACAGGAUAUCCGCAGACAGCCCCCCCACAAGGUAUCCUUCAUUGGUAUAAAGGGGGAAAUGACCUUUGUUUUUAGAUUCUUUUAAAAAAAAUGUUUACCCUACUUUUUAAUGUUCUGUAUGUGCCCCUGAGGUGGUAGCAACAAAAAAAUUCAAACGUGCAUUUAAAAUAGUCAGUAUAAGGAUUUAUGGUACCACUCUAUUCUUCCCGGUUAGACCACACCUAGAGUACUGUGUCCUGUUCUGGGCACUGUAGUUUAAGAAGGAUAUUAACAAGCUGGAAUGUGUGCAGAGGAGGGCAACCAUGUUGAUAAAGGGUCUGGAAACCAGGCUGUAUGAGGAACACUUGACGGAAUUGGGUAUGUUUAGCCUGGUAAAGAGGAGACUGAGAGGAGAUAUGAUAGCCGUCUUCAAAUAUCUAAAGGGCUAUCACAUGCAAGAUGGAGCAAACUUAUUUUCUCCUUCUCCAGAGGGUAGGACCCAAAGCAAUGGAUUCAAGUUAUAAAAAAGGAGGUUCUGACUAAAGAUCAGGAAGAACUUUCUGACAAUCAGAGCUGUUUGACAGAAGAAUAGACUCCCACGAGAGAUGGUGGACUCUCCAUAGAGGUUUUUAAGCAGAGGUUUGAUGACCAAUUGUCAUGUAUGAUUUAGUUGAGAUUCCUGCUUUGGACUAGAUGACCCUCAGAGUACCUUCCAGCUCUACAAUUCUCUGGAUGCAGAUAAAUGUCCUUUAUUCUUCAUGAUUUAAGAACUUGUGCAUACAAUUAUAUUUCAUAAAGCAAUGGGAGGUGGUUCAGGCGGCAACGCAGUUUCAUGGUUAUGCAUGGGGUUUGGGAGGGCUCCAUGCUUUGGUGGUCCACAAGCAUUAAAGCAACUGGAAGCCCCUAGCACAAAUUUAGCUGCCUAGGAAGUUGUGCUAGAUGCUUAGUUGUUAGUCAGCUGGUGUAAAGAAGUGGGCAUUAAUGGCAGCAGAACUAGCUGAAAGGCCACUUGAAGGAGUAAAGUUUGUGGUGUUAACCUCAGGAAAACUAGCUGCUUUAUCAUGACUUACAGUCUUGGUAUGGGAAUGAAUAUUAGUUCUCUUACCUUUGCACAUGGGAAUCAUAGUGGAGACCAUAGAGAGUUGUGUUUAUACUAGGCUUUAAUGAAGGAAGCUGCUGCAAAGGUAAUAAUAAUAAUAAUAAUUUAUUUAAACCCUGCCCUCCCCAGCCAAGACAGGGCUCAGGGCGGCUAACAACCAAUAAUAAAAACAAGUUGAUUAAAAUACAAUUUAAAAAGAUUAAGAUACAACAUUAAAACAUUAGGGUGCAAUCUCUUCAUAGGAGGAGAAAGGAAAAAGAAAGAGGGGGAGGGAAUCAAACUGAUUCCAAGCCAAAGGCCAGGUGGAACAACUCUGUCUUACAGGCCCUGCGGAAAAAAAUCAGAUCCCACAGGGCCCUGGUCUCAUGAGACAGAGCGUUCCACCAGGCUGGAGCCAGUGUUGAGAAGGCCCUGGCUCUGGUUGAGGCUAAUCUAACUUCCUUAGGGCCUGGGACAUCUAGGGUGUUGCUAUAUAUGGACCUUAAGGUCCUCCGUGGGGCAUACCAGGAGAGGCGGUCCCGUAGGUACGAGGGUCCUAGGCUGUGAAGGGCUUUAAAGGUCAAAACCAGCACCUUAAAUCUGACCCUGUACUCCACCGGGAGCCAGUGCAGCUGGAAAAGCAGUGGGUGAAUAUGCUCCCAUGGCACAGACCCCGUGAGGAGCCUCGCUGCAGCAUUCUGCACCCGCUGGAGUUUCUGGGACAGCUUCAAGGGCAGCCCCGCAUAGAGUGAAUUACAGUAGUCAAGCCUGGAGGUGACCAUCGCUUGGAUCACUGUGGCCAGGUCGGGGCGGGAAAGGUACACGUGCUACAUUUAAUAGUUAUUUAUGUUAAACAGAAAGGUAAUGUUGAUGUUUCAUUCUCAGUUUGAAGGCAUGUGUAAAAUUGGCAGAUAUUUGUGGGGGAGCUUCUUGUUUUAGGGUAGCUUACUGGGUGAGCUGCUCAAUUUGCUCAUCAGGUAGUUCACUUAUCAAGCAGAAAGUUCUGCUGUUUGAGGUGAAUCUUCUCUCUUUUUUGACUUUGGAACUACUCAUCCGUGACGUCUCAUGGCAGGUAGCAAUAAACUAUAUUGAAAAUAAGCAAUGAUUGCUAAGCAGGAGGAAACUCCAGCGUUUGUAGGACUAGCACAAUGCAUUUUAUUUGAAGUUUUCCAAGUCUAUUCUUACUGAUGCAUAUAUUGUCUUUCUAGGUUACUUUCCUUCAAUGGGGUUUCCUUCUAAGGGCUCUCCUGUCUCUCUUGAUUCUGAUGCUUCUUUUACUCCCAACUUCAUAGGUAAAUGCUUUCCUUUUCAUGCACUGUCUCUUAUGAGAAAAGACUGUUUCAGAUGCAUUUCCUUCUGAAACAUUACUCUUGUUUCAUCUGAAAGCUAAGCCAUGUAAUUAUUAGAAUGUGUGGAGCUGUGAUUCCUUAUUACAAGGAAUGUGCAGAUCUCUGGGACACAGCGGUGAGAUCCAACUAAGUUGUACUCAGAGGAGACUUAAAUCCAUUGAUUUCAGUGGGUUUGCUCUUGAGUGUGGCUAAAGGUGGAGAUCACCCUUUGAACAUGAUUCAUUUCCUUCAAGACUUUUUGUAAAGCUUAAAAACAGCAUGUACUCCUUACUUCUCAGUGUGCGUAUGCUGCAGCAGAGUACAUGUUUAUGCAUCUUUCUUACAUGGAAGUGCUAUCACUUCAGCAGACUGAUUAUUUCUAAAGUAAGGAGGAUCAUACAUACUCUGAGCAGGACUGGCGUUGGAUGAAACCCUCUGCCUUUUAUGUAGCUGUAAUCUAGACUACUGUUCAGAGGUAAGGGUUGCAUCCAUUGCGCUGACCAAUUCGCCUCUGGCCCCGCCCAUCACUAGCAUGUAACUGUCAGAAGAUUUUGCAUGAGGAAAUGAGCCCCUUAGGAUGAAAAACUGGUUUACCGCUUUCAUGUCAUAGACUCUCAGCCAGAUGGCUUAACUUUUGAUGGUUGUGCUUCUCCAAUAGAAAUUCUUUCUCCUUUUGAGAAGGAAGUGCAUUAGAUUAUAUGACCGCUGGUGAAAAGGGAGCAGCAAAGCUUAACUUCACCAUAGCUGUAUAAAUCUUUAUAUUAAACUGCGGGAGGCAGUGGAAGACUGGCGUGCUCUGGUCCAUGGGGUCACGAAGAGUCGGACAUGACUGAACGACUAAACAACAAAAGUGCAUUUAUCCUGUACUUUACAUUGUUGAAGUAAUUUGACAAGGCAGUUAACUUUUAUGAGUAGGCCUACUUCUGUUGUUACCCUAAUGGUUUCCCUAACAAUUCAAAAAGGAUAUUAGGCAUAUGUUGUAGUAGCCCAUUGGUAAACCCAUAUUGCCCAAAGGAGAGGAAGCUGAACCAGAGAAGAAGAGUGAUAACUCUUCUUACUGUAAACUACAAAUCUGAGUGGACUUGGCAGAACCUCAAUAGAUGCAUAGAAUGUUACUAGAGGAAGUGAGCAAAUAGAAUUCAAAUCAAAUGAAGUUUUGGUACCUCUUUCUCUUGUAUACAAGCAAGCAGAGCAUCAGUUCCAAAUUGCGUGCAUGUGCACACAGAGAUGCAUCCCCUCCCGUCCCCAUAUCUACUGCCUUCUAAUCCUUUGGUCUGUCAACUCCAAUGACAACCAUUUUUUCUUCUGAGAAGCAGAUGCCACCAGAGAAUCCUGAAAGAUGUGUGUUAACAAUAUCUGUCUUAGAGGAGUAACUAGCUAAUUAAAAUCUCACAUAUUUAGCAAUACAUGGUGAAUACUCAAAAGAACCAGCAAAAGGCAGUCUUCUUCUUUUUUUUUAACAUCUUAUUUGCCCCGAGAUAUAAGAACAAAGUGGUUGCACUUACAAGACACCUGCCUUUCAGCUCAAAAUAUUUAAACUGAUGAUAUAAUCCUGCCAUUCUUAUGUCAGAAUUUUCUGAACUUUGGCCAGAUAAUACAUUAUCCGUGCCAAAAUUCCUAAUUUGUGCAACAAAUUGUCUUUGUUUUACAGUAUUAUUUUUCAGGCCUUUUAAUGAUAAAAAGCUGGAAAAGCUGUACACCUUAACUCUAAAUCAGCUCCCAUAUUUUGGUAAUAGUUCUAAUAUUUCCAGUAAGACUUGUUAGAGAAGAUUCUCAUGCAAAUAAAGAUUGUACACGGCUUGUCGAAAAAGAAAAAUGUUAUAAGUAAUCUGACAAAUCCUUGUCUGUUCCUAUCGUCCACAAUAGUGACUUUUCUUGGGAUCUGAGAUGCUCUUUAAAGCAAAAAAAAAAAAAAAAGCUAGGAACAGCAAGCCUUAUUUUUAAUAGCAUAUUUACAUGCUUCUAUUACUUUUCUGUCUUUGCUGUUGAAAAUCUUGAUAGCUUUCUGUUCUUCCUUGUAUGCAUUUGCUUCCUGUUAAUCUCACGAGAGAUCAUGCCUAGUAUAUUUUAAGUAUCUUCAUAAGUGAGUCCCCGCUUAUUUACUUGUACAUGACUGACAUGCAGUUCAAUAUUUCUAGGUUCCCUGAGAGCUCCCACUACUUCUGGAGCACCUGCUUCAGCAUCUGGCACAUUAGUUCCUCCUGGGCAGCCGGCUUACAGUCAGUUUGGACAAGGAGAUGUACGCAAUGGGAUUCCUGCAUCUACAGCUCCAUUGCAAAGGUAAUUAGGACAACAGUCAUCAGACUCUAAGCCUGUCAGUACAGACAGCGACAAUUUUACAGCCAGAUGCUCGAUGACACACACACUUGUCGCUGCCAACCUGGAAGUGGCCCGAAAAUGGGGUAUGGCAGGGCUUAUGCACACUCCACCAACGCGUGUGGGGGUCAGUAAUGGAACCCCCAUGCAGAAUAGUUGCCGUCUUUAUCAAAUUUUGGGGACAGAGCACCCAUCCACUCCCUGUAGGGCAAAAUGGUGUGUUUUUGGUUUGUUACGUAGAGAAGUUGUUGGGCUGACUUCUUACAGCUACUAAAUGUGGUGGUAACUUUCUAUUUUCUAUAAGCACACUUAAUUGGAUAUACUUCAUUUAUUUGUAAUGCACCAGAAUGCUCUUCUCAAGAAAGUUAGCAAUUAGUAUUAUAGUAAAGCUUUAGAACAAAGGUGAGCAGUACCUCUGUCUCAGUCAAGCAGUCUACUACCCACAGCUGAAUUUGCAGUUAGGCAACAGGGACAAUACAUAGUUCACCACCACGCCUAAUUCAGCCAUGUUGAGCGAGUAAGUUACUCAUCUGGGUAAUCAGACUGCUGCUUGCACAAUUGGGCUGUGCCUUUCUCCCUUCUGCAGAGCAGGAGCUCUGCCUCCACUGCUUUUGCAAAAUAGUAUGUCUUUGAUAGCUACUGUGUAGGCAAAAGCUUGCACAUAACUUUCUUAUUUAAUUUAAUUUUUAUUUAUUAUUUAAUUUAAUAUUUAUACACACACGCGUAACCAAAAGACACCAUCACAGUGGAAAUCAUUAAAAACUAGAAGGAAAAAUAGAUCAAAAAUUAAGUGGGAAGAAAGUGAACCCAUUAACCACAGCUUGCAAGUUCAUAUUUUACUUUGAAACAAAGCAACCACGUUUUGAGUGGUCACAGGCUUUAGGAGUAGGGGAGCGGCAGCAUUGGCACUAGUGCAGAACCCCAGAGCUGCCUCUGCAAGCCACUUACCCACCCUUGUCUGCUUUCCUAAGAACAGAGAUUGCAACCUAUCAUCCCAGGCAAUAAAUUCAACAGAGGGUUGUGAAGCCAGCAGAUGAUGAACUGUGUAGUUUCUCCUUUGCUUUUCAUCUUAGAUUAGGAAAAUUGAAGUGCCUGAACGUCUGUUGCUUUGAUUGAUUGGUGUGCUGCAAAGGGGUUUUAGAACCUUCCCAUUCUGUAAACCGCAGAGCCACUGGGAAAAUCUUCUUCAUCACCACUGUCUCAUCAUCAGUAAUAAUAAUAAUAAUAAUACAUGAGUGGCUCAAGUAACAAAGGACUGUCUUUAUUCUGCUUCCUUUUCUUAGACCUCCUGCUUCUCAACAGUUCAUGCCUGGAACAACGCCCACAUCUGCUACCCAGUCAGCUACUUUCCAGUCAUUUGGGCCACCUCCAACGAGCACACAGCAGCUGACCAAUCAUAUGGCAGGAAUGCAUAUAGGUGGUGCAUCGACCUCUGUUCCCUCCCCAGGUGUACUGGGCUAUGGUGAGUAACCAGAAGGUUUGAAUGCUGCUUGCUCGCAUAGACUGAUUUGGAGUUCCCUUGAGAAGGAUCUUCCAGACUGCUAUGGGUACAAUUACUUCUCUCUUUUGCAAGUUCUAUAAAAUGCAAUAAACAGGUCCCUGUGUUGCAACUAUUGCAUGCUGUCGCAACAGCUCUUAGUUGGAACUCAAGUAGUAUAAUAUAUAAAAUGGUUCCAAGAUAUUAAGCAAGGAAAAAGGACCAACUAAAUUAACUAAGGUUGAUAAUCCAGCGUAGGUCAUACUCGCACUAGAUCCACUAAAACUAUUGAUUUAAGCUACUCAGAGUAUUGAGAUACCAGUCAAAGUAAUCUGGGGUAUUCAUAUUAAAAGAAUCUCUGAGAACUGCAGAGACAGCCCAUUUAAAUGCACAUAGAGUUUGUUAUGUUUGGCCUUUAUUUCAGCUCCACUAAAGACAACAACAACAACAACAACAACAACAACAACAACAACAACAACUGUAGUAGUAGCAGUAGUACGGCAGUUAAAAAAAAAAAGUAUACCGUCAUUCAUCCAAAGAGCUCAGGGCAAAAUUGAAGUGGGAGAACUGCAACUUCAUCAUACUCUCACUUCCAUUCCAUUCUUAAAACUGAAUGUUUUGAUAAGUAGCUCUUUACAAUGGUUUUCUUACCAUAGGAUACCAUAAGGUCCGGUGACGAAUACCAAGUAUUGGUAUUGGUAAUCAUGAAAGUGAAUGGUAAAACCUGCUUGUUAAUAAGCACCUCCAUUUCUGUUUUCUCUCUCUCUCUCCACCUUGAAAUAACUUUGGAUCCAGGGUGAGGGGCUAGUUUACUAAAACACCUCAUGCACACUGGGAGAAGAAGAACACUUUUAUAAAGCAAGAUGUGACCAUAAUUAACUUCUUCUCCUCAGGUCCGCCAACAUCAGUUCCUCCUGCCUCAGGAAGUUUUACUUCGAGUGGAUCUGGGCAGUAUGUGCCCUAUUCAAACCAAGGACCGCCACCUCCUGCUGUGCCCCAUGGAUUACCUCCUACCACCUUGUCUCAGGGUGUUCCUAUGGCACAGCCUGCUAUUUCUGGUCCUCCGUCAGCCCUGAACCUCUCACAUCAAGCUCCUGGGUUUGCCCCGCCGCCUUCAUCUUCUGGGGUCGGUGCUUCCAAUUACCCUCCUGCUGCAGGAGUUUCAAGGCCUCCCCCGAUGCAGGGGUCAUCAUUACCGGGACAAGCAGCUACUGGGCCACUCACUUCCCAGCCAAACCAUGUGACCUCACCACCACCUCAGCCAGCUAUGACAGGGCCACCCCUCGGACCACCAAUGGCAGGCUUGCAAGGACCACCUCCCAGCCAUCCUUCCCAACCAGGAUAUGCACUGCAGCAGAAUGGUAUGUUCAGUACAUUGCUGAGAGAGGGCUAAGGAAUAAAGGUCAAUUGGGUUUUAACACUUGUUAUAAUAGAUGUCUGUGCUAAUUUGUAGUGAGGUCUUUAAAAUACAUUGAAUUCAAUGGAAAUUAGCAACUUGCAGAUAACUGAACUUGGUAGCUGUGUUUCCUCAGGAAGUCAUUCCUAUUAGGAUGUAAAGCAGUUGUAGCCAACAGGCUGUCCUCCAGAUAUUGGACUACUACAGCUAUCAUAACUGAUGGGCCAUGCUGGUUGGAGCUGAUGGGAGUUGGAGUUGAUCUAGUGGACAUCACAUUCUCUACCCUUGAUGUACAGGGUGGUUCUGAUUGCUGUUAUUGCAUCAAGGUUUUUUUCUGUAGUUGUUUAAACAAAUAUAUUUUUCCUGUGGAUUUUAAAACCUAAAUAUAAAGGUGGGGAUUGGCUUGUUAAUCAGCUACUGUUUUUUCCUACAUUCCUCUGAUGGAGACUUCCAAAGUUGAGUUUCCUUUGCUUCCUAGCUCAGUGAACAGUGAGUUAGAAAGUUGCUUGCAACCUGUAUAAGAACUGUUUGCUUCUCUUUGGGGAGGUCUUUUUAUCUUUUGGCCCGUCCUUUUUCCUCUAUACUCAGAAUCAUGCUGUUUUUGGAUUACUUGGUGUACAGAACUGGAUUGUUAAGUCUUGUGGCUACCAAACACACAUAGUUCUGUGUAUGAAACUUCUGAAGAAGGAAUGCAAAAUCUGCCAGCAGAGAUGCGAUAUACGCAAUAGGUUGGAGCUACAGAAACUCUGCCAUAGCAUUGCUCCUGUUGAAAUCAGCGAGACUUAAGUUAGCCACUGCUAACUUACUCCUUUAUUUUCAGAGAGGCUAAAGUGGGACUAAGUUCCUCUGAAUUCCAACCCUUUUCAUUCUAUUUGCAUAGUUGUUUCACCAUGGAGUUAUUUGGAAUGCAUUAGGAUAGAGCAGUGUAAGGCACUGGAACAGAAAUUAUUGGGGAAAGGGUUGCCUUUUCAAGCUGAUUUUCCUUACUGAACUUUACAGUAUUGAAAAAUCUGUCUGCAGGUAUGUUUAUCAGUCAUCUUAAAAUUGGUUUCAUUCUUAGUCAUAUAUCUAAAUCAUAAUUUGAAUUUUUGAAUUUUUAAAAAUUUAUUUCUUGAUAAAUGAUACAGGGGGAAAAAGUAAAAUAAACAAAUACUGAUACAAAAUCAAACAAAACAAAACUAAACACAUAUACACUCUACACUACAAACAUAAACCCCACACACCCCCGUGACUUCCCUCCAUCACAACUCAACUUCCUUUAGUUCAAAUUUGAAUAUUGUCAUUGCAUUUUUUAGAUAAUACAUCUUAUACCCAUUUCUGAUUUAUAUUCUCGCUUAUACUUUACAUACAUAAUCCAUGCAUAUCAACGUAUUCUUUUUAGAGCAGUGUUUUUCCAUAUACUCCUCGAAACAUUGCCAUUCUAAUCUUAAUAUUUGAUUUGUCCGGAGCCUUAUGGCUGCUGUUAACUUUGCCAAUUCUAUAAAUUCACUUAAUAUACAUACCCAAUUUUCUUUUGUGGGUAUUGUCUCACCUUACCAUUUACUAGCAAGAACUAUUCUGGUGGCUGUCGUGGCGUAUAGAAAAAUUGUUUUCUUUUCCUGUGGGAUGUACUUCCCUAAUAAACCUAGUAAAUACACCUCUGCUUUCUUUUCUAUGGGGAUUUUAAGCAUCAAUCAUAAUUGGAAAUUUGUAUUAUCAGAAUCUUGGAAUAAUAUGUAUUGACAAGUGGUUAUAGGUGCUUUUGUGGUGAUGUGUUUACUAUCAAAGUUGAAUUUAUUUUAAUUCUAUUGCAUACUUAAAUCUAGCAUAUAUAUUUUUCAGGGUCCUUUGGACAGAAUAGAGGUACCCAGCCAAACUAUGGACCAGCUUACCCUGGGCCAGCAAAUUAUGGGAGUCAGCCUGGACCUCCACCGCCACCUCCACCAAAACGUCUAGAUCCAGACUCCAUUCCUAGUCCAGUAAGUUGUAUCCAUUUUAGAAAUAAAUAUCCUAUCCUAGAAAGCGAUUCUGAAGAUUAAAAACCUGCCUCUUUGUAGCUUCUAUCAAUUUGUUUCAUUCUUGCUCGCUUUGAACAGAACAAGGCAUGCCUAUGCACUACUGUUAUUGGCAAUCUUGACCAUCUCUGUAUACUUAUAUAAAGAAAUGUAGCGUAUCAACUGGAUUAUCACAAGAUAAUAAUCAUCUGCAGCAAGCCCUGCAAUUACACUACCUGGGAAAGGAUCACAGGAAUUACUGUGAACGGUUGUAAUUCUGUCUAGUUCAUAUCUUUGUCCACGUGAUUGGGCUCGGUUGGAGUAUGUUCAUGUUAGUAAAACAGUAUUUUGAAUGGCUUCUUUGAACUUGCGAAAUAGGGCUAAGCAACUUAACUUUGCUUAUGGCGGGCUAUUAUGCCGCUUCUCGAGUUGUAACAGAAUGGCAUUUGGUCGGUUUUCUAGCAUAUAAUGACCCUUGCUAGGUUAAGGCCAUGUUGUGUAAAACAGCUGCACAGCGCAGUCUGGAUCCAAAGAACUGCACUACAUAGAAUCUUAAGGGAGAAUUACAGAAUUCUUAAGGGAGCUUUGGGCUUGGGUGCCUUGAACACCAGUCUCCAUACUUCAGUGCUGCACGGCCUGAAGACACGCCUCUUUGAAAUUAAGGGGAGUUUCGAAAACAGUUUGUUACCAGGUACCAAGUUCAGGUUGGGAAAGUAAGCUUGACGUGCCCAUGCCCUUGGGCAUGCAGUUUCUUGCCAGCCAGUGAAUGUAGGACUUGCAUGAACCUUGGUGUGAAAACAUGAGGAUUUGUUCUUAAGUUUUAUGUAUUGCAACUCACAUAUGAGAGUUCUGGGGAACACCGCAGCCAUAUAUCCAGUUGUACAGAGCGUCUGCUUGCUUUAAAUUUGGGUGUGCUGGUCUUUUAUCCUCUGAAUUCCAGUGGGGUUUUGUGAAGCCAUUGUUCCAAAGGCCACAACUACAGGCGGUUAAAGCAGCGACAGUGACAGCUGUUUCUCCAAAGUAACUCUUUGUAUGUCCAGCUUUAUGCUGUCGUGCUAACUUAUACUUGUGAAGGAUGAAGCUACAGCCUCCUUUGCUGUAACACUGAACCUGCAGCUUGAAAACUUUGAGAUAUGUUAGUAGCUUUGCUUCCUUCUGUGCUCUUCCUUUAACUGACAUCUCAAAAGGAGUUGCAUGUUCUUGAGCCCGUCGUUCUCCAAAGCUGAACUGAGCAAGCAUGUGAGCUGCCAGCUUGGUCAAGAAUAGUGCUCAUUUUAAGUACAUUUCCAAUGAGGGAGCAAGAUGUGGAAAUAACAAGUAGAACUGAAGAUAAUAAUGUUGUUUCACCUCUUGUUGCAUGAACUGUUGUCCAUUAUACAUAUAUCUAACAGUGAUGGAAACAGGACAGAUAGGAGUAACAUUGCUUGUUAGUUUUGUUUUACUAUUCUCUCUUUUUCCCUUUUGUGGCAAUUUUACUUCUUUUUUCUAUUUUAAAACAAAAAAAAGCAACUCAAUGAGCUGCCACCUCAGCAGAAACCCAGACACAGAAUAGAUCCAGAUGCAAUUCCUAGCCCAGUAAGUGCGGUGUCUCUCUGUCUGUUAUUGUCUGCAUGUUGGUGGCUGCUUGUUUGUGUCUGCAAAAUAAUCUUACUCUUGCUAACUACCCCCUGGUGUUAGUCUUUCAUCUUUAUCCCACCCCUCUCUUUCUGCUCACAACAUUACAAUAAGUAGAAUAAAAUAUGAACGUUGAAAUCCUCUUCACACCACAAAUCAAGGGGCAAUAGAAGUUUGGCAUUAUAAGGUAAUGAAGUGGUAUUUCCUUCUUGAAAUUAAGUAAUUUAUAAGCAAAAUACUUCUGAAUAUUACAUUUGUCAGUUUUGCACUAUGAAUAAUUAUGAAUUCAGCAUUGAAUUUGGCAUAAUCCACUUGGAACUCUUUUUCAGUCCUGCGCUUCUGAAAUGAAUGGUGUGUUUUUUCACAAGGCCCACUGAACUAAGAGGGAAUUUCCAGUGGAUUUGUGCAUAACCUGUAUAAUAUUCCUGGACAGAAGUCCUAAAACUCAUUUUAUUUAUGUCAUUCUGUUACAUUUAAAAAAGGGUUCAAGUUUUAAUUUUUAGUGAGAUUCAGAAGUCAUUAUUUUAACUAAUUUCCCUCCUAAUACAAGAAGUUCAUGAGUAUAUAUUUAAGGGGAAAUGGAGAUGAUAAAUACAUUGAAUUUUCUGCUGUAAUGUCUUGCUUAGGCAGCAGUUUAUUGAAUAUGGUUUAUUAAUGAAAGGUAGUCUAUCACAAUACUAUUUCAGUAACAGACAAAAUGACAAAUUGCAAAUUGGUUUGCAAUUAAACUUGUCAGUGUGGCUUGUCUAUUGCCCCUGCGUUGUUGUGUCUUGGAACAGGCUGAAGUUUGUUCACAACACUUGAAUCUCCUCAGUGCUGUUAACAACUUCAGUUAGUUUGUAGUAUCUUCCCAGCAUGGUCACUCACCUUUUGUACACAGCCUCUUCAUUGGUGUGUUUCAGAUCCAAGUGUAAGGGUAUUUAUUAGUGCUCUUGUUAUAGGAGGCAUACUAGCAAAGGAAUAAAGACAUGAAGGGAAAGGGAGGGUUGAAUACCCUCAUUCGCAAGGUGAAGUAUAUUUCCAUGCUAGUACUUAAAAGCCAUACAGCGGUGGAUUGCCAGAGAAUAUCAUCUUUUCUAUACCUUUUUUGGGAGGAACAAGUACAUAUUUGUAACCCAAUAGGUGGAAAGUAGUUUCAAAUAAUAUUACAUUACCAUUUUAACUUGCCUUAUUGUUUUAUGUUGAAGGGCUGAAAGCAGGAUUAUCCAGAUUUUAAAAACUUGUGGCCGCUCCUUGGGUUACAGACCAGCAACUACUGUGGUUAACCAACUAUUGCUUAAUGGCACGAUUGUUCUUAGAUUUGAAUUGAACUCAGGGUAGUAUGAAUGGUAACCUGAGAUUGCAAUCUGGGCAAAGGUGAGGACAAGUGCCUGAUAAGUGGACCUGAAAGGGCUUUGCAGAAGUGCAUUUUUUGGAGAAGAAACUUGCCAAAGACUGUGGUGGCUUGACAGAUGUGGAAAUUCCUUUCCAGACGUUGGGAUUAGUACGUCCAGAAUGGCCAUAGUAAGAUGAGAAGUGGGAGGGAAGAAUUAGUGUGGCUGGGUGUAAAUUAGCACCCAACUUAGCCUUCUUCCUGAUGUGAAGCUUUUAGUGGAUUUUGUCUUGUUUUGAAAAUCAAUUCAUUAUAUCACUCGCACCUGCAUUCAGAAGUGGCACAGCCCAUACGCAAGUUAUCUUGGUGAAAACUAAAGCUUAACUCUCACGAGUUCUUAAAUUUGCCACUGUAUUGGUUUUGUCUUGUUGUUUAUCAUCUUAACUUGAACCACCUUUUGAAAACAAGCAUACUGGGACAUGGCAAACUACAGUGCUGCCAAAAUGCUUCCAAAAUUCUUGGGUGAUAAAUUCUCAGACAGGCAGUUUGCAACAAAAGUUGCUGAUGAACAAUGAGCAGGAACUUCCUUGGGCCUGGGAUUUUUAGAUUAGUGGACUUAAUAUCUGGAAAUGUAGAGUUUAACAUGCCAAUUGUAUUAUCUUCAAAUUGACUAUUCACUUAUUCCCAAAAUCCUCAUGAUAGACUCCUAAACCAUAUGUAGUUGUUAUUUAGUGAUCGAUUGCAAAUCUUUGGCUACGCUAAAUUUGAAAGUUGCAUUAUCACCAGUUUUUGCACAGCGUCCACUGUACCACUAACUUUCUGCUUACCAUUUUAGAUCCAGGUAAUUGAAGAUGACAGGAAUAAUCGUGGGUCAGAGCCAUUCAUCACUGGAGUCCGUGGGCAAGUCCCACCCCUUGUCACUACCAAUUUUUUGGUCAAAGAUCAAGGUAAAAUAUUCACCUAGCCAAAGAUUUUCCAUAGGUCUAGCCAUGUCGGUCUGUUGCAGUAAAGACAACAAAGUCUCUCAUGAGCUACAGACAAAGAUAAGUAGCAGCCGUUGCCGGAAAAAAGAAGGAAAACAACAUGGCCUUUUGUCAUAGAGACGGUGAUCACAUAGAUUCAAGUGAUACUUGAAGGUGCUCAUACCAUUUGUGUUCAGAACAACUAACUCAACCUGAACAUGAACACAGUAAACAGGUUUUUUUUAAAAAAGUGUCAGAGCUGUAAAGCGACAACAGGCCCCUGAUGCAGGAACUAUGCAUAAAACUAAGUAGGCUUGGAUUUUAUCAGUACCAGGAUGGGAGACUGCCUGGGAACCUGGUGUGUGUUCCAUUAUGAAAUAAAAGGUGAUUAAUAUAUUAAGCUUAAAAAAUAAGACUAAGCUAGAGGUUUCUGAGAACCGCAGAAUUAAAAACAGCAUGUUGGAGUGGGGGCUUGACUUGCAAGGAAAGUUUUAAUUUCUGAAGUUGCAUAAUACCUUUUGGUGUUAGUCGCACAUGGGUGCUUUUCUAAAAUUGAUUAGCUUAUUAUGACAUGAGCUUUCAUUGAAAUAAUCAAUUUCAUAGGGUUAAGUCCUAAUCAUAGAUUAAUCUGAGUAUUUCCCUUACUAUUUCAUAUAACGAGAUAUAUCCGUGCUAGUCACCACCAUCCUGGCUGUGAACCCUAAUGUCCAUACACACAGGAGUCCCUUCUUCCACUUGAAAUUGCCUACAUGCCAGUAUAUUCUUCAGAGGUCCUUCUCCAGGUUCCCCUGUGUCCCAAGGUUAGGUGGAUGGUGACUAGCAAUAUGUGACUGUUAGUCCCCCUUGAGUGUAAAAAUUGAAGAGUUGGGAUACAAGUCAUUGAAAUAAAGUGAUUUGUUUGGUGUUGAUGUACGGAUAGAGUUUUGAUUUUCUUCUUCUCUGUUUUUCAGGUAAUGCCAGUCCCCGCUACAUAAGAUGUACAUCCUAUAAUAUCCCAUGCACCUCAGAUAUGGCCAAGCAGUCGCAAGUUCCUCUUGCUGCAGUCAUAAAGCCGUUGGCUGUACUUCCUGCAGAAGAGGUGAGACUGAUAUCCCUGACCCUUCAGAUAAAAUAGCAAAUUUGUCAGUAGCACCUGUUUGUUUUGUCACCACUCAUACUGUUAGCACUGCUAGUUAAUGAAUCUAUCCAAAUAAAAGUGCUCAAGUAGAUGUUCAAAAUUACUUGCCGUGCAGUUUUCUGUGCUUGUAUUUAUUACCUAAGCACUAGCAAUCUUUAAUGCAAACAUUUGUGUCAUGUUCCACAAGGUUUCAAUGUGUUGCCCAUCCUCUUUAACAUCUAGAUCGGGGUGGGGAAGCUUUUCAGCCCAGUGGGCCAGAUCCUUAGCAGCCAAGUUUGACGCCACUGAGCCUUGGCACUGAUCUCAUGCACCCUUUUUGGCAGGGAUUGGCUCCACUCCUAAGUAAAGAGCUCCAAGUAAAACCAAUCUCAGCAGGGUUUGGAUUUGGUGCAAAAUUUAAAAGGCACGGAAUGUAAGUCCUGCUCUUCAAGGAACAAUUGGGAAUGCAUUUUAAGGCUCCUGGUGGAGUCACUGAAGCUGUGUCCCCAGACCUGACACCAUAUUUACUGUCCACUGUCCCCAAGUCAUAGGGGAAUGCUGCAGAUUUUGUUACCGAAGUCCAGUGCUUUACUUUAUCCCAUAGGAGUGAAUGAAAAGCUGAACAAGACUGUUCGCUGCAUAUCCCUGCCUUCGGUCGCAUUAGAGCAUGACAGCACAAUGAAACCCAAUUUUUUCUACAACUUGUUUCAGCCAUUCAAACCCUUUAAGCCAAAAAAACUAUCUGUAGAGAAAUGAAAGCUGGACAGAUGUUUCGCUUUCAAAAAGAGCUAUUAAUCUAAUUCAGUAGUCUCCUAUCUCAGGCUGAUAAACUGGUUUUUAGAAGCCGAUGCUUAUUGAGGGAAGGGAAAGUUUUGCAGCGGCCACCCAAAAGCCUUUUGAUAGCUUCAUGCAGAGCCUAGCUAUGCAAUACUUUUUUUAAAAUUGGCAGGUGUUGCUUCCAGUGUCUAGGGACUUGUCUGGCAGCUGUGUCCCCCACCUGUUAGGGGAAAUAAGACACUGAAUCAGUUAAUGUUCAGAAGUAUCCAGGAGAAGGGGUGUUAAAGUGAGACUAGCAAAACCCAACUUUCAGAAUGGUUGAAAUGUUGCACCUGUCCUUUAGAGAUGUUUGCUCCUUAGUGCAAGGAGGCUUUUGGAGGCCUUGAAAAGGGGUACUUGCUGCCUUAAGGACUUCAUUUAUAGCCUCCCCAGUGGCAGCACACUACAUAUUUUUUAUAAACACAAGUAUGGAUUCUGGUUCUCUAAUAUGAAUAAAAUGGGUCCAUAUUUCUUACCUCUUAAGAGUAAGAUGCUCUUAAUCAAACAUAAGUUGUUUCAAGCAAGGAGCUUGUAAGCUUUUAGCUACACUAAAAGUUAUGCUAAAGAAUGGGUUUUCUUUUCUUGGGACCGAGAGCAUGAUAAGAAAAGAUAAGGGAUUUGCUGCUUGGUAUAGUCUUACACAGCUGAUCUUAUAUUACAGGACAGAUGUAGGAAAAGGCAAGUUGCUUUGCUGACAUGAAUGCUAGAGCAAAGUGGUAGAAGGCAUGCUCCCAGAUAUCACCUGUUGAGGAAAAGGGAAGCUACUUUAAAUAGCACCAAUGUCUUUCCCCCCCUUUUUUUCCAGGCUCCUCCUUAUUUGGUAGACCAUGGAGAAUCAGGCCCUAUCCGAUGCAAUAGGUGUAAAGCCUACAUGUGCCCUUUUAUGCAAUUCAUUGAAGGUGGAAGAAGAUUUCAAUGCUGCUUCUGUAGUUGUGUCACUGAGGGUAAGAGUUUUUGAUUAAGAAGCAGUUCUAGAGGGUGGGGCGGGAGAUGGUUCUAUUUCGGCCGGAAAAAAGUGCAAAGACGGUUAUCUAAUGGUAUAACAAAUCCCUAUUUUAAUGGUAAUUGUAAAAUUCUGGGCAAAUCAAUUAAAAUGCUCUAGCUGAAGAGGCAUGCCACUAGACUCUUGAGCAAUUUUUCUUGCUUUAAAUAUUCCUAAACUUUGGAGCAAGUCUGUGCAUCAAACCUGUGUAUAUGUACGGCAUUCUUCAGUUUUAGUAUACCUGCAGACCUGAUUAGGUAACACUGGUUGUAGCAGACUGUUCUUUCCAUGCUGUGCCUAUACUAAGACUUGGUUUGUGAGUAUACACAUAAAAAUCAGGGAAUUUCAGUUUCAUGAGAAUCCCUGCGUAAUUGGCUGACUGCAAUAUUCAUUAACAUGGAACUGCUCCAUUAUUUAAAGCGGUCCGGGUAAAUGACAAAAAUAGGAAAUGUCAUGCAUGAAAUUGGUCCAUAGCUGGCCAAAUCGCAAUAAACUGGAUCCAGGAGGCCUUUGAUAGUUGCAGUUUCUUUCUUACUGGUGGUGUUUUCCCAAGUGUCUUAUCAAAAUCUUCCUGGUUUGGUACCUGGAGUGCCCUUCCUUACCAUGGUAAACAUCAUGGUUACCCAUCUAGGAAAUUGCAUGUAUUUGAGCUUCUCUCUUUUCUUCUCCCCUUCCCCUUUCUUUAGUGCCAUCUCAGUACUUCCAGCACUUGGAUCACACGGGCAGGCGGGUGGACUACUAUGACAGACCUGAGUUAUCAUUGGGGUCCUAUGAGUUCUUGGCAACUGUUGACUACUGCAAGGUACGAUGACUUGUAAGCACAGUGUUGGGCUAAGUAAAUGUCACUUUUGCCCCAUUGCUCAAGGUAGGAACAAUAGACUUUUAUGGGUUUGUUCUUGAAGUCCUUAAUUCUUGAACUCCCUUAAUUCCAAGGGAGAAAAAGUAUUUUCUUGAUGAUGACCCAAAUAACAUAAUGCACUGCACCAGGUUACCAUUGUCAGAUGUAUGAAACUAGAAGGCAAAGUACACAAAGUAGUUGUCUGCUUACCUAAGAGCUGGACUCUAGGCUCUUAAACUCUUUACAUGCAUUUAAUAAGCUUAGGAAAUCCUGUCCAGGGCGUGAGCUGAUGAAUGCUCACAUAUGUUUUUCUUUUACUGGUGCAUUGGUCAUUCUCUUCCUUUGAGUUCUCAAGGGAAGAGGGUUUAAAUCUGUAGAAAAACCACUGGGAGAGCAACUUUGCUCUCUGAAUGUGUAAUAUACGUUUGGGAAUUCUCAACUCAGAACAUACAUCCUACCAGGUUCUUUAUAAUUACCCACCUCGUUCUAGUGUGGUGAUGCUAAGGAUCAUGAUGUGAUUUUUUCCCCCUGUCGCUGGCAUAAGAAGCAUAGUUAUCAAGGCAACAGUGGACAAUGGAAGUGGAGCUAGUUGCAGAUAGAACUGUAUACAGUUUUUGUGUUCAGUGUGCGAAAUACAUGUUAAUAAUAAAUGCUUAGUGAUGGUGUUUUCGUCUUCUCUUGUCAGAAUAACAAGUAUCCCAACCCCCCUGCUUAUAUUUUCAUGAUCGAUGUAUCAUACAAUGCAAUAAGAAGUGGCUUGGUAAGGCUGAUCUGUGAAGAGUUGAAGACGCUCCUGGACUACCUGCCCAGGUAACCAUACAGAUGAGAUUCCAUUAUAAAGGAAUGAGUAGGAUGAAUGUGGAAUGCAAGCUUCUCAAAACAUUCUCAUUGUGUGGAACCAUAACCGCGUUGCCCAUUUAUUUAUUUAGAAAAUAUUUAGUGAUUUGCCUCUCAAUAAAAUACUCACAAUGUGGGAGCAUUUGACAAUUGUAUGCUUUGUUUUAUUUAUUUGUAUAUUUUCUUUAUCUGCUAGGAAUUUUCAGUUGAAUGCUGCUUGUAGAAUCUGGAGCAGAAUCAUAUGGUGCCACUAUUAUUUAAGCUUACGCUGCUUUACUUUGCAUGUGUGUUUUCAUGGCGUAUUUAAUUUAUUCUCUCCCUUUUUUUCCUUUUUGGGAAAAAAACAGAGAAGGAAACAUGGAAGAAUCAGCCAUCCGUGUGGGCUUUGUCACCUACAACAAAGUUCUGCACUUCUAUAAUGUGAAGAGCUCUCUGGGGCAGCCACAAAUGAUGGUUGUGUCGGAUGUAGCAGAUAUGUUUGUCCCUCUGCUCGAUGGUUUCCUGGUGAAUGUUAAUGAAUCCCGCACAGUUUUCACUAGGUAAGUAGGAGCUGGUACAGAUCAAUCAAUGGUUUGUAUGUCCUGUUACAUACAGUAGCUAUCGUGGAACACAUAUUUCUAAGGUUCUUUUGCCCGUGUACAUAAGCUUAAAGAAAAUGAUGUAUUCAGUACUGAAACCCAUAAAAAUAAUUGUGGUUUUUGAGGAUGAGGUAGAGAAAGGGAGCGUCUCUUGUGGUGGGCUGGUUUACCCGCUGUUGUGAGAGCUUGCACUGCCUUCCUUUAUAGAUAUAGAAGAAGUACAGUGGAUGUUGGUGGCACCUAGGUCGGGCUCCUGGGUGGCGUCUAGGAGGUCACAAUGGCAGAGCCUUGGCAGUGACUCCCUGUGAGGUCCUCCUCCUCUGCCUUGCAAAUAAAUAGUGAACAUCUAAGCAGUUUGCUGUGUUUGCUUCACCAAAAGUGACCUCUCCAGAGCACAAGCCUGAGUAGUGUGUUUGGAAGUCCUGGGCUGCCAGACAACAAUAUGUGCUUGGCAUCUUGGUUCGGAAUGGGUCCCUGCUGUCACACUUGCUCUCUGGAAUUCCCUCUCCUCUCAGCCUUGGUGUUUUGUUGUGUGACAGGGCCUUGGCUUUGGGGAGGGGGUUCAGAAUCUUGGCAGGGCUUUGUCCCACUUUGCCUGUAAAAGGAGCCUCCCCUGAAAAAAGGUCAGGCAAUUGGAAAAAGAAGGUGAAUACAUGACCUAAAACCUGCUGUUCCAUAUGCAGGGAAAGGAAGUAAGCACCUUUUCCCAGAAGCUGUUAAAAUGGCCAAACAUGUCAUAUCUUUAAUCUGCAUAGUAUCAGUUUCCACUGACUGGAAUUGACCUAGUGAAUUUUACAUGUCUCUUGACUUGCACUUCCUUGAUUUGCAGCUUGCUGGAUCAGAUACCAGAAAUGUUUGCUGAUACAAGAGAAACAGAAACUGUGUUUGCCCCAGUAAUUCAGGCUGGCAUGGAGGCUCUGAAGGUUUGUUCAGCAUUCUAAACUGACUUCUAACAUCUCUUUGUUUUGUGUUGUAGUAUUGGAACCUCUUUCCCAGCACUUCCGAAAGUUGCUGAAGUGUUGACAGGAGGUCAUAAAUGUAUGAAGCAUUUAUGGAAAUGUAACUAAUUUACAAUUAAAAGUGGCUUUUUAACUACAGCUUGCCUUGCAACUUAUAGGAUAGUCUAACUGGUAAAAACGGGAAAAAGCAAAGAGGUAUUCUGUUCCGUGAGCACAGAGGAUCUUGCAAAGUGGAGACGGAGUUGGGUUUCAGGAAUGCGUUGAAAGCAAGAAUUUGAUCUAUCACUGCACACUUACCAUACAUUUCUAGUGAACUGUUUUAAAAAUUGUUCAUUACCAGCGGUAGCAAACACAGUCAUGAGACUUCUCAAUAAGCUUUUGUGGAUUGUAUGUCUCCAAAGAUAAGAACGAUUUUCCCAUGCUUUUGAGCCUGACAUAGAAGUAUCACAGCACUGUACAUCUUCAUGGCCUUUUGGUCCCAAUGUCUACAUCCCCCAUACCCAUUUUGCAAGCACAUACAAAAAUCUGCCAACACUUCAUGCAUCACAAGUAAGCUCUAGUCCACAAAAACCUUUAACAUAAUACAUCUGUUUGUAUUUGAGCUUCCACGGGGUUCUUGGUGGGUGCUUUUCUUUUUCAAGGAGUUAAAUUAUCUGAGAGCGCAUUUAUAGGAACUGUAGAUGGGCAGUCAGAAACCUGGUGCUAUGUUUUCCCUUUUGAAAGCUGCUUCUUGCAGUCUCGGACUUCUAACCUGUUUGAAUGGUAUGCUGAAGUUUUGGCAAACCUGCCAAGUUAAUCUGACAAACGUACAAGCCGUAUAUGUGUAGCUGGUUUUUAAGCUGAGAGCUGCCAAGUGUGGCCCCUUGCCCCAUUCAUAUGGCCACUAUUCCCUUCCAAAGUUUGUAACAGAAAAACUUUGGUCUUCUGCUUUCAGGGGUAGCAGUCAGGCUUCUGGGCAGAUAUGGUGGGCUUCAGUAAUGGGCACACGUAAUGAGCUUGUGGCUACUAGCAUUUGCUCUAGUUUCUUUGUUCCCUUGUUCCCAAACAUCUGGGGCUCCAAAUACAUAUUGCAGCAUAUUGAGACUGCACAGAGCACUGUCAUGGAUGACAGGCCAUGUAAAGUAUUUUAGGCCUUUGUUCUACUUGUAGGGGAGCCGAAUUGCUUUUUAUAGCAGACAGCACUCAGUAUCUUAAAAAAACGUAUGUUUGGAGAACAUGGUUGCUGAAGGCAGACCCAGGGUCACUGAACCCAGAGUCCCUCAGUUAUAUUUGUGUCUUACUUAAUGGCUUUUGUAUGCUUACUUGCAGGCAGCAGAGUGUGCUGGCAAGCUCUUUAUAUUUCAUACAUCACUGCCUAUUGCGGAGGCCCCAGGGAAGCUGAAGAACAGAGAUGACAAGAAACUGAUAAACACUGAUAAAGAAAAGGUAGCGGGACUUGUGUUCUGUGGGUUGCAUUUGGCUUUUCUUCACCAGUGGGUUCAUUUAAAGAAAAAUAUUUCCUUGUUAACUCCUCUGCCUGCUUUUCUUCCAUUAUACUUUCCUGUUUACAGGAUGCACAUUUCACACAAGCACACCAUGCCUUAUUUUCUCUCCUGGAAAUCACCUGAAAUUCUCAGCAACGUGGUCAUUUUCAACAUUUGAGGGACAUACCGGUUCAGAAAGCUGUACAGAUCUCUUCCAUUAGUUGUAACCCCCCUGCUGUAACUUGCAGCAAAAAAAUGAAAUGAUUGUUUUUAAAUGUGGUGAUUCCUAAGAGAGGCAGUAGUUAGUAUGAAAGCAUGUGUUGUCACUUUUUUUCAGCUGUCAUACAAGAAAAAAAAGAAUCCUAUAUAUGUAAAACAUUUUAGCAGAACUCUUAGAACCAAAUUUAACAUUUAACUGUGAAUAUUCACCCUGCCUCUUGAGGUACUCUGAAUAGCACUUGGGAAGAGAGUUGUUGAGAGAGCCUUCCUUUUUUUAAACAGGAAGAUGUGCACACAGACCUGCUAGUUCCCAUUCUGAGCAGAGGAGCUGAGCUUGCUAGUUCAGAACAAAGCUAUUUGCAAAGUGUUUUGUUUUAUUCUAAAAUGGUUUCUGUAGCUUGUUUCUUAAAGGACAUGCCAGGCAGGAUUAUUUUUUUUAAAAAGCUCUUUCCAGUAGUUCCCCACCUAAACUUUCCUCUUUUCCUCUUUUCUACCCUUGUAGCAUCCUAGAAACGACAGUAAUUCGUCAUACAACAAAGAAUAACCUGCAGUUAUUAGAACAGGGGUCCCCAAACUAAGGCCCGUGGGCCAGAUAAGGCCCAAGGGACUUGUUUAUCUGGCCUGCAGCAACCCCCACUGUUGCAUCCCGCUCUUACCGGCGCUGUGCUGCGUGGCUGCCCACUUCCGGGUCGGAGGAGCACCGGAAAUAGGUUGUGCGCAUGUGCAAGUGUUAUUUCCUGUGCACAUCCGUAUUGGAGGAGGCCUGUGCACAUGCUAUUUCCGGUGCUCCUCCAACCCGGAAGUGGGACGGAAAUAGCAUGUGCGAACGCAUAUGGGUGCGCACUCCCCUGCCCUCCAGCCCGCCGCGUGAUAGGCGCUGGAGACACUGGCCUGAGGCACAGUAAUUUUGUGCUGACCCCUGUAUUAGAAUAUAGCAGUACAGUGGUAUCUCGGUUUUUGAACGUCUCCAUUGACAAGCAUUUUGGUUUUCGAAUGCCGUAAACCUGGAUGUAAAUGCUUCGGUUUUCAAACGUGCCUCGGAAGUCGAACAUGCCACGCGACUUCCAUGUUGAGGCUUCCAUUUUCAGUUUUGAGUUUUCGAAUGUUUCGGAACUUGAAUGGUCUUCCAGAAUGGAUUACAUUCGAAAACAGAGGUAUCACUGUAGUGUAAGCCUUGGAAAACCUGAGACGCUGGAUCAAAAAACUCUGUAGAGGACCUUACUUCCUUUUGCAGGUUACUUGAGUUACUUGUUUAUCUAGUUCUGAUUUUAGUGAUAUUUUGUGCUCUUAAAUUGUGGGUAGUAGGUUUUUUUAGGUUUCAAAAUUGUGAUUUAUUAUAUUUGCUAAGUUGUAAAUCACUUGGUAAAUCUUUGGCUUAAAGCAUGCUGUAAAAAUAUUUUACAUUAAGAAACUUUGCUAAAAACUGGUUGAAAAUUCAUCAGGGGUCUUGCAAAGCUGGCCUUGUGUGGAGUGUUCCAACAUUGUCAUCAUUGAAGGUAGAACGUUUUAAUGUCCCCGAUGUACUGCAAGACAUCACGUAUUGUGCCCUGUGGUUGGUUUUGCUUCUUCUUUUUUGUCACAUGAUCAGGAAUAGCGAGUAGACCGUAAACCUGCUGCAUCAUAAAUUGUCAAUUAUUAAUCUUAUUUCUUGUCUCUCUGCUCCUCUUUUUUCCCUUUUGCCUCCCUAGACUCUCUUUCAGCCUCAGACAAACUUCUAUAACAACUUAGCCAAGGAAUGUGUAGCACAAGGCUGCUGUGUGGAUCUCUUCCUUUUCCCAAAUCAGUAUUUGGAUGUGGCUACCUUGGGGGUUGUUCCUCAUCAAACAGGUGGCUCCCUUUAUAAGUACACAUUUUUCCAGGUAUGAUCUAUCUUUGAUUUGAUGCCUGCAACAUAUAAAUGAUUUAAGUAGACAGUAGUUGCCCUGCUGAUCUCAGAGGAGAGUAGAUAAAAAGCUGGAUUAACUUUUUCAUUGGACCAGUUUGGGUUUUUUAGGAGUCUGCAAGCCUUUUCCAGUUACACGAAGAACAGUUCUCUUGUUGUUACUUACUAGCAAUGCUGCCCUGCUUCAUGAUUUCUCUGAAACCUGUUGGCUCAGCAGUCCAAUUUGACUUACCGUUUGUACAUGAUGAAAUGUACAAUUGACAUUUUGUCACGGAUAGAUGAAAAACGUACAGAAAGAGCAAUGGUUUCUUGCAGUGAUUCUCUUUCAGAAGAGUGUCUUGGCUUUCAGGUGAAUUCCUGCAAUCAGCAUACACUAAAUAUGGGUUUAAUUUCCAUCUUAAUACAGUGGUGCCCCGCAAGACGAAUGCCUCGCAAGACGGAAAACCCGCUAGACGAAAGGGUUUUCCGUUUUGGAGGUGCUUCGCAAAACGAAUUUCCUAUGUGCUUGCUUCGCAAGACGAAAAUGUCUUGCGAGUUCCUGCAGGGUUUUUUUCCUCCCCCCCCCCCCUUUUUCCCAAGCUGCUAAACCGCUUAUCAGCUGAUGGCUAAGCCGCUUAUCAGCUGAUCUUUAAGCCGCUUAACAGCUGAUGCUAAGCCGCUUAUCAACUGAUCUUUAAGCCGCUUAACAGCUGAUGCUAAGCCGCUUAUCAGCUGAUCUUUAAGCCGCUUAACAGCUGAUGCUAAGCCGCUUAUCAGCUGAUCUUUAAGCCGCUUAACAGCUGAUGCUAAGCCGCUUAUCAGCUGAUCUUUAAGCCGCUUAACAGCUGAUACUAAGCCGCUUAUCAGCUAAUACUGUAGCGCUAAGCGCUAAACCUCUAAUGGGCUUGCUUCGCAAGACGAAAAAAUCCGCAAGACGAAGAGACUCGCGGAACGGAUUCUUUUCGUCUUGCGAGGCACCACUGUAGUACAAAAUAAAGCAUAGCUUACUGAAUGACGGCCCAGAAUUUUUAGUUUGUUUAAAACAAGCAGCCUUCACGUUGUGCCAAAAUGCCAUAAAGAAGGCACCAGGUGAGACUCUCUGGAAGGCCUCUCCCAUGACUGGAUUGCUGACACCAGUUCUCUCUCUGUAGUAGCCACCCACCUUGCCUCAUUUUUGUGGGGAGGGCAGCAAUGGGCACAAAACAGCACCUCUUAAGAGAAGCUUCAGGUUUAGGUAUAUAUGCAUGACAGAAGACCAUUUUUCAUGUAACCUGGUCCCAAGGUCCUAAGGGCUUUUAAAGUUAAAACCAGCACUUUAAAUUGAGCCCAGAAAUGAACUGGGGAGCCAAUGGAUCGUUGUAUAGCUUGCAGAUAAUGGGUUUCUUUAAAACUGGAGGUGUGCUUGCAUAUUUUGUGUGUUAAUUUAAUGGGAUAGGGUUUGUUCCUGGAGAGAGUCUAGCAAGAUGAUCCUAGGACUGAAGGAUAGUAGCACUUUUAAUAUCCCUGGGGCACCUCUGUACUUCUUGUGUGACACCUGCUGUCUGUCUCUGUACGCUAGGUGGAAACGGAUCAGGAACGCUUCUUGAACGAUUUGCGCAGAGAUGUUCAGAAAGAAGUGGGCUUCGAUGCUGUGAUGAGGGUCCGCACAAGCACUGGUACGUACUUAUGAAGAUGCUGUCUGGAUUUUAGGAGUGUGCAGGGGUCUAGCGCUCGAACCUGCGAAAGUUAGGAUGCCCUAUACUGCCAGGAUCAAUCCCUUUUGCUCAGUGGUAAAAAGGAUUUCUUACCACGUGUUCUCUUGCCUCCCAGGUAUUCGCGCAACAGAUUUCUUUGGAGCUUUUUACAUGAGCAACACCACAGAUGUGGAAUUAGCCGGCCUAGACUGUGACAAAACAAUCACCGUGGAGUUCAAACAUGAUGAUAAACUUAGUGAAGAAAGUGGAGCACUUCUUCAGGUGAUGCAUGCAAGAUGGGCGAUAAUGGGUCGUGUUUUCCCUCCCUUAUUCCAAUUCUUAUUUAGCCCCAAAAUAUUCAGUGCUGUUUAGGCCUUCAGCCAUUUAAGCACGGCAGUUGUGUCAGAUUUGUUGGAAGCCCACGCAGUGGUACCGAACUUUCUUUUGCAUGCUAACGGUUCUGCUUGUAAUUUCUCUCUCAUGUAGUGUGCUAUAUUGUAUACAAGCUGUGCAGGACAGAGGCGACUGCGUAUUCACAACCUCUCCUUGAACUGCUGCACUCAGCUGGCUGAUCUUUAUAGGAACUGUGAGACGGACACACUUAUCAACUUCUUGGCCAAAUUUGGUAAGGGGUUGACCUGUAACAGUUUCCUGGAGAAGACAACUAUUCACAAGAAGCUUUGGGAGGGAACAUUCUUCUUGUACUGUGAAUAUAGUUUAAUGUAAAUGGGUGUGUGCUGCCUUCCAAGUGAAUGUAGUUAAAGACAAAGUCAAAAUAUUCUUCUUCAGAUACACUGGAAAAAGCAAGGAAUCCUAUUUCUAUUAAGACCAGAUAUGAAAACUAUGGAGAGGCCUGGUCUUAAUAGAGAUAUUGGAUUCCUGUCUUAUUACAUAUGCUAAUCAUCUGCAUACUAUCCCUUGCUUUUUCCUGUAGGACUAAUUGCCAUCGUUAACAGUCAUCAGCAGGUUUACCAUACUCAUUGAGUCAAUCACCCAUCUCCUACUACCCUCCUGAGAAAAACCCCACCCUCCAACUAUAUAUAAGGGUCUGCUGACUUCUGUUUCAGUGUAUCUGAAGAAGUAUGCAUGCACAUGAAAGCUUAUACCAAGAACAAACUUAGUUGGUCUCUAAGGUGCUACUGGACAAUUUUUUUAUGUAGUGAAAGACAGUUUGCACAGUGGGUGGUAGAUCUACAUAUAAGAGCAUCCUAACCAGGACUUGGCAAUAGACUAACCUGCUUUGACUAAGCUUGUUCUCACAGUGUCUUAAGACCAUGGCUAAUGAUAGAAAAAAAACCUUGCUUAUGUUUUCUCCCAGCUAUUUCAGCCUAUGACAAAUUUAUCCCCUCGGUUUGCCAGCAUGCGUGUGAUUUAGCACUACAUUACAUCAUUGUGUGGCCUGAAACCAUGGACUCGCCUUUAAGAGAGGCUGCCAAAAUAAACGCAUGGAAUGUAUCGGCCAUAAUUUUUAUUGAAAGCAAGAGGGCUUAAUGAAGUAAUCAGAUAUCAAGUAAAAAAGCCUGAUCCGAGAAACACAACAUGCAUAGCUCCCACUAUCAUCCAUAUCUUUCAUAUUUGGACAGGGAGAAACAUCUUUUGCAGGAAGACCUUCAUCUUUUAAAAUGUCAUCAUAUCUAUAAAGUUAAUUUUCCUGUUUAAGAAUGAUCCAUUUAGAAUGUGCAGGUUGGCUACAUUACUAUACAAAUAAACAGAUUCUGGGGUAUAGAACUUAAUAUACGUGUGCCCAGAAGUAUGCUUCUGAAUUCCAGUUGCUGGAAAGCACAAGAGGAGAAAAUGUUCUUUUACUUGGGUCCUGCUUGUGGGCUUCCCAUAGAACAAGAUGCUGGACCACUGGUCUGAUCCAGCAGGCCCUUCUUUAUGUUCUUAGGGGAGGCUAAUUUUUUUAUCUGUAAGCCACCUCAAGUCCUGUCAGGGGGAAAAGGUGGGGUGUAAAUAAAUAAAAUAAUAAUAAUAGAACUGCUAAGCAAUAAGUGCUAAAAUCACUGAUGUCCAUGGUGAAAGUGUGUUUAGUAACAAUUGAUCUCUCUUUAUCAAGACAAAGCAAUUAAGAUUACUUCCUCCCCCCCCCCCAUUUCUCUAACACGAGGAUCUAUAGUGGAGAAGCAUGUAAUUUACAUGCAGUAGAUCCCAGGUCCAGUCCCUGACACCCCCAGUUAAAAGAUCUAUUGAUAGCAGAGCUGGGAAAGGGUCUGCCUUAGGCUUUGGGGAGACACUUCCAGCCAGUGGACAGCACUUAACUAGGUGGAGCCAUGGACUGACUCAGUCCAAAGCAGCCUCAUAUUACCACAGCAGCACAAGAUACCUUGUUGGUGGUUUUCCAGGCGACUUAUUUAAAUCUUUUUUACAUCAGCUUGCAUAGGACUUUCUAAGCAAGAUGUUGUUCUUUUCCUAAAGCAUAUCGUGGAGUUCUGAACAAUCCAGUCAAGACAGUGAGAGAUACGCUGAUCAAUCAAUGUGCGCAGAUACUGGCAUGCUACCGGAAAAACUGUGCUAGCCCUUCUUCUGCUGGACAGGUAACUCCUUGGUUGUGGGGUACUAAUCCUGAAUUGGGAGGCUGGGAGAGCAGCCAGAAGUAGUCUGUCUAAUAAUGAUGCUAACAUGGAAAGGAACCUUCUGGCUCACUCCUUAGAACUGCGUUCCAGAUAGCUGCUUUGUGAAAUAGGGUAGUGGCUGCAGCCUUCCUGCAUUUCAUGAACUUUAUGAAACCGAGAAAUGAACCUGAGUUAUUUUCUUGCAAUAACUUUAAUCUUACUAUAGCACAGUGAUAGUGAAGAUACUUCACCAUAGUAUUGCAGGUGAAAAGAACCUGAAAGGCUAUGUAAACCCCAACACAGGGGCAAAUCCAUUCACUAUCUCCGAUCAACAUACGCAAUCCAGACCAUAAUAUGCCUUGAGCUGCAAGUGGUUGUAGAAGCAAUUGCUUUUAUGGCCGUUUACUUCAAAGGCCCCUGCCUAUAAGCAAGCCACAUGCUACAGAAUAUGCAGUAUGUACUAAGCAGUGUUCAAGGAAGUUGUUUUCAGGUCUCUUCUGAUAUUUACGAUAGGUUGCAGUUUUAGUCUGAAAUACAGCAGUAGAAAUUAAAGAAUCUCCUGAAGUAGUUACCCUGAUCUUUGUUAAAGACUGACGGUUUUCUUUCUUUUACAUCAGUGGUGUCCAAACUUUUUUCAAAGAGGGCCAAAUUUGAUGACGUGAAGGGCCAGAAGGGCCAGAAGGGCCAACCAUAUUAGCUGAGUUUUUUUUAGGAUUGAAGUUGUUGAGCUUUUUUUUAGGAUUUUACCCCAGGAUUAAACUAGACAUACCUGUUUUGCAUCUAUGCCAAUGUUAGCAGUGAUUCUCUUCAAUUUUUACAAAGUUAAAAUGCUCGUAAGUUCUCUUUCUCUCUGCCACCCCUUCCCCUAACGAGUGAUUUUCUCUAAUUUCGUCUCUUGCCACUUUCAGCUGAUUCUUCCUGAAUGCAUGAAACUGCUCCCUGUGUAUCUGAACUGUGUUUUGAAAAGUGAUGUGCUUCAGCCUGGGGCAGAAGUCACCACUGAUGACCGAUCUUACAUCCGCCAGCUAAUCACCUCCAUGGAUGUGGCAGAUACAAAUGUUUUCUUUUACCCCAGACUCCUGCCACUGGUAAGCACUUCUGUACAUAGAAAACUUGUAAUUGCUUAAACAUACAACGCAUGGAAUAAGGGGGAAUUAAGAUUUUUGGGUGAGGCUGCUUUGUCUAAAUUGGGAGUACUUGUAACUUUAAAAAUUGUAACAUUUCUUGUGUCAGAGCUCUGACACAUACAGUUGUGUUUAUGUCAAGACAUGCUGCCUGCAAUAUAAGGAAAUAAAAAGUAUUGUUCUCCCUGGUACUGCAAGAGUAUCAGGAGACUCCAUGCACAGUGCUACCCUUGAGCUCAGCCUGUUAGUAGUCUUGGGAAAUUAGGCGCAAGUGUCUGAACAAGGAGCUGUGAUUCCUGUGGAAUACCACACAAUAUCCCUCUGCCACACUUUCCAGCUGUAAACCUGGAACCGCAGCAGGAUGUAAGGAAGGCAGUGCAAGUCCACUAAUAAGGGGAAGGUCAGCAUCCUGGAGACCACAACUUUUGGUUGUGUACUAACACCAGCCAAGAAUUGUUGAGCCCUGUUUGCAUCCCCUUGAUACAGGGAAAUUGGGUCAUAUUCUCAACCAGGUCUGCCAAUGUAAAGGUUACUAACAUCUUAGGGCAGGUGUCUGAAGGGGCAGCGCCUCUUUCCCAUAUCAUUUUGGCCAGGUUUGAGGUUAGCUGGGAAGGCUGUUCUGGCGGUGCCAUUGUUGCAUGAGAUUAGGAGAUCCGUGGCUCACCAGAGAACUUCUCAGCAAUAGCACCCCAGCUAUGGAAUAUUCUUUCCCACCCAUGAGGCGACUGUCAUGUGCAGCAGGAUCGUCAGGGGCAGAAGAUCUGGGCUCUAAGGAAUGCAUUGCCUCUGCUGCUGGCACUUCCACUGCCACAUUGGCAAAGUCACAGUUGCAGCAACAUCUGCGGCACAUUCUCUGGAGGUCAGAUCUUCUACCUCAGCAGCCAUGCAGCCUCUGUAGCAGCCUCUUGGCAAACAACAACAACAACAACAACAACAGUUUUAUUAUUUAUACCCUGCCCAUCUGGCUGGGUUUCCCCAGCCACUCUGGAGAUUUCCCUAGGCACUGCUGGUCUCCUCCUACCCCUAGGGAGGAAAUGGCGUAGGCUGGGUCUCCUGGGCUCUGCAACUGCUUAGCGUGAUUCAAAUCAGGCCCCUUUUCCCCCUGUGACAACUUUUGAUUCAACCGGUGGGUAAGGUUGGUUUGAUUCCCUUGUUCCCAGUGUAGAUUUUUAUUUCCUCCUCAUUCUGUUGUAGAUGCGUGUGGUUCACCUCUUCCACCACGCUUUCUGAGUGGGCCAUUAUGCGCCUGGGAGCUCUUUGUGCACUGAGUUACAUUGCCAUUCUACCUGAUAUAUUUUGUGAAGUGUGGUCAGUUUUGUUGUUACUGCGUUUAAAAUGGUUGUGACUUACCCCCAAGGUCCCAUGUAAUGGGGUGGGAUAUAAACCUAAUACAUGAAGCAAAUCGGCUUGGUCCAGUCACGGACAGCAGCUGCCCAAGAUUUCAGACAGAAGUCUUUUCUAGCCCAACUUGGAGAGGUUGGGGGUUGAAUCUGUUCCCAUUUGCUUUCAAAGCAUGUACUGUACUGCUGAAUUACAACCCUCCUCCUGAACAUGUCUUUUUAAACAAAAGAUGGGAUUCUGAGAGUUUUGCAAUGAUUGCCACAUUCUGUCCCAGUCUGUGUGAUUCAGUGGUCAUUUGCAAAACCGUUCAUCCUGUUUAGUACUGUUGUGAACUUGCAAAUGUCCUGCAGCACAGUGACUCCAGUUCUAUAUCUACAGACCAAGAUAGAUCCCAACAGUGACUCCUUACCACCAGCAAUCAGAAACUCUGAAGAGCGGCUUUCCAAGGGUGACAUAUAUCUGCUAGAAAAUGGGCUGAACAUCUUUUUGUGGGUAGGAGCAAAUGUUCAGCAAGGGCUGAUCCAGAACCUCUUUGGAGUGGCAUCUUUUGGCCAAAUCAGCAGCAAUAUGGUAAGUGGGGUCAUGCUGGGCAACAAGAAGAUUUGUCCUCAUUCUUAGGGUGCUGCCUAACUUUCUGCUUGCAGGAUUUCCCCCAAAAGAUCUGGCAAGAUUCUGAAUAAUGGGACCAGCCCUGUGUAAGGGUCCCAACUCUCUGAUUUGUCUUCUGACUCCUUAACACAGUGGAUAGAACAGAUCAGUUACUUACAAUUCCACACCUAAACCAUUGGUCCAUGUAGCUCAGUAUUGUUUAGUUGUAGUUCUCCAGGAUUCAGACUGGGGGCAUUCCCAGCCCUACCUUGAGAUGCCAGGGGUUGAAUUUGGGAGCUUCUACGUGUAGUGCAGAUGCUUUGCCACUGAGCUGUGGCACUUCCCAAAUCAUGGGUAAGAGUGAGCAGUGCUGUGAAAAGAGUUUCGGCAAGGUUGGGUAGCUCUUCUACAUGUGGGUCAGGGUGGUUUUUGUGAUUCAUUCAUCAUUUUGUGUGUGUAUGUGUAUGCUGAGGGACGCGGGUGGCGCUGUGGGUAAAACCUCAGCGCCUAGGACUUGCCGAUCGCAUGGUCGGCGGUUCGAAUCCCCGCGGCGGGGUGCGCUCCUGUUGUUCGGUCCCAGCACAUGCCAACCUAGCAGUUCGAAAGCACCCCCGGGUGCAAGUAGAUAAAUAGGGACCGCUUACCAGCGGGAAGGUAAACGGCGUUCCGUGUGCUGCGCUGGCUCGUCAGAUGCAGCUUGUCAUGCUGGCCACGUGACCCGGAAGUGUCUGCAGACAGCGCUGGCUCCCGGCCUAUAGAGUGAGAUGAGCGCACAACCCUAGAGUCUGUCAAGACUGGCUGGUAUGGGCAGGGGUACCUUUACCUUUACUUAUGUGUGUGCUGAACUGGGAAUAUUCCUUCUUGCUAGUUUUGAGAAGAUCCAAGCUAGCUGUUUAGUACCUCUAUUGAUUAUUACAUAUUUGUGACUAGUAAAUAACUCCGCUGGCCCAUGUGCGAAUGGAUGUUUUGAAGUGGUUCUUGAUCAUCUGUGAGAUGUUUUAACUCUGUGUUGCAGUGCGUGCUGCCAGUUUUGGACAAUCCUUUUUCGAAGAGAGUACGGUCUGUCAUUGAUCUGUUCCAGUCUCAAAGAUCACGCUAUAUGAAGGUAAUUGAUGCUUGCUUGUGAUUGGGUUUUUUUUAAUUGUUGCCUUCUGUAAUCUCUGUGCAUCAAGUAAUGUAUAUGAAACUUAUGUUUGAAUAAUUGGGGGGGGGACGUAAAUAACAAUACCGUAGUACUUGCAGUUUCUAGAACCUCACAGUGUGUUCUAACAGUGUUUUCCCUAUGCAGAUUAGAACGGGGCUUCAUUAUAUGGUGUCAGAAACUUAUUUGGUUGUACAAACCAUAGCUAGCCAAUGCUAGAACUUCCAAGGUUCCAUUAACACUUUGCACCAAAGGCACCACUCUCUAACGUCUUACUAAAUUUUUCCUUUUGCUUUGUAGCUCAUGGUUGUCAAGCAGGAAGACAAACUGGAUAUGCUGUUCAAACACUUUUUGGUGGAAGAUAAGAGCAUGAAUGGGGGCGCUUCAUAUGUGGACUUCCUCUGUCACAUGCACAAGGAGAUCCGCCAGUUGCUGAGCUAGAGCUGGAGAUGCGCUGGAUUCCAGCACUGACACUUCUAUGUUCACUAACCGCCUGAUGAAUGGGCCCAGCUCCUUCGAGAAGGACAAUACAGAAAGCUGUACAAUUCCAUAAUUUUUAAUACACUGUGCAUAAACAGUUUCAGCAUCUCCCAAAACCCUUUGAAGAAGUGAGGCAUGGACAGACGAAACAUCAGCUAUAGGGGUGGGUGUGGGAAUGUUAUUUGAUUCCAGGCCUUGGACCUGUGCCCUCUUCUUGUGCUUGGCAGGUAUCUGUACCUCCUGCCUCCCAGCCCCCCAGUUCUGUUAUAACAAAUGUUAUUUGAGUUUCACUAUACAAGAUUAAGCAUCAGGUGAAAAGGUGAUUGCUCUUCAGAACCACACAGUGGGUGUUAAGUUUGUGCAUGUGAUACACUGGAUGAAAAGGAGCCAGUUUUUUGGGGGGGCAGGUGGGCUUGGGGGGGAGUGGAAGGUGGCAGGCCCUGUUCAACCAAAGAGUAGGAGAUUGAUAAAGCAGCCAAGCUGGGGGUUUUUACACCUUCGCUUAUAAGUGGAGAGAGCAAUAUACUGUAAGCAAGUUAUACAGUGGCAUCUUCUAGGAAACACCUGAGCUGUUAGGGAAAAUAGCAGGGUAGGCAUGCCUUCACUGUAGUUGCUUUGCUGUGUGGAUAUGCCUUGGAAUAAGUGAGUGAUAAUGAGCAGGUGCUGUUUUGGGGAAAGUGAAAUUAUUCGGGGUUGGUAUAAACAGGUGUUGCCUCCACCACCCCUUGAGAAAAACAGCAUCUUCUUUCUUUCUUUCUUUCUUUCUUUCUUUCUUUCUUUCUUUCUUUCUUUUUCUGCCAGUGUCCUCUUGCUUUGGUGGUCUGUUGCCUCUUUCCAUUCACGCGGUAGGGUUUUGUCUGGAAUAUCCUUUUCAAAGGAGAUGGCCGUGCUUUCCCCUUCUUAUCACUUUGAAAAAGUUGUGUUUAUACGCAACACAGGAGUUUGCUAGGAGAGACAGUCUAUGUUUGAAUUGUAUCCAAGAAGCACUGAGAGGUCCUGUAGCACCAAUGCAGAAGGAGUUGCUCAUAUUCAUAACGUAAGGUUCAAAUCAUGCCACUAAUGUAUUCUGAAAUUCAAACCUUUAGUAGCUCUGAAUAAUUUUGGUCAUGCAGUACUUAAAUGGCUACAUCUGGGCAGUACUUACUAGUCCAUCAGUGUAGGAUAUCUGUGGCAUGCCUGCUUGUGGUCUUGUUACAACAAAUCAAGCAGGCUUAUGGCUGACCUCUCCAAGGCUGAGCAGAAAGCAUUCUGCUUUGUAUUAGACAGAAAGAUGAUGAGUUUGAGACUCUAGGAGUCAAAGGGCUCAUUCGUUUUUAAAAAGACACUAACCUUUUGUUUCUAAUGCUACACUUAGGAAUUCUUGCAGUGCCCAGAAUGUACUUGGGGAACCGGCAGCACCGAAACGUGAAAAAAGGAAAAGCAGGGAGGUAGAUCGCUUAGACAAAUGAUGGAUUAAGACUGAAUAUAAGUAAAGCAUUUAUUCCAUCUGCCAUUGAAAAUUGAAGUUGAAACCUUAUAUACAUGACAGAUUAAAUAAUCCAGGAGUGUGGUUUCUAGUCCCUUGAACUAUAGUGUGUGUAUGUGUGUGUGUUUGUAAAUAUUUUUCCUUCUACUGCAGCUAGUUUGUCUUCCCUUUCAUCACACAGUGAAGGGGAGUAUCCCAAAAACUGUUAACUGGCCACACCUCAGUGAGUUUCUCAGCAGUCUUAAACACAUUUGCAAGUGUGGCUAACCCCACCCCCUUCCUCCUGCCAAACAUACAUACUGUCUCCAACCAAAAAAAUUAGAAAUCUUUUAAACCAGUGAAGAGAUUUGCUCCCCAAGACUCCAUAACCGGACUUCCAGAAUACUAAUUUCUAGAAUUAAUAUAAAAGAAAAUAUACGAUCAUAAAUCUUUCUUCACUUUUUUCAAUGCAUCUUUUAAUUUGUAAAGAAAUAAAAAUAUAUGAAGAUGUAUUUUAUGUCAUUGUUAGUAAAUAAAUACUGAUUAUUUUUUUCCAAGCCCUGUAUUUUGGGGAUGGGAGAGAGAGCUGGUGUGCAGGUGACUCAAUCAAGUUCCGUCAUGGCAAAUAAAACUGUUAUUUGCAACGAUAUCUGAAAGAAUUCCGUAAGGUGCUUAUAAUGUUUUGCUUUCUGGAUUAAACACAUUUCAGCUUUCA
Podarcis lilfordi (Lilford's wall lizard) is the source of this 39741-nucleotide messenger RNA. The record is from the annotation of a GenBank genome assembly. NCBI's taxonomy places the organism in Eukaryota, Metazoa, Chordata, Lepidosauria, Squamata, Lacertidae.